Mollisia scopiformis is the source of this 1482-nucleotide messenger RNA. RefSeq lists its product as uncharacterized. NCBI's taxonomy places the organism in Eukaryota, Fungi, Ascomycota, Leotiomycetes, Helotiales, Mollisiaceae. Bases 1 to 1482 code for a protein of 493 amino acids. The transcript has a single exon. The record is from RefSeq and is a predicted model, not a curated record.
AUGUCCUACAUUCCAUCGGACACCGACUACCCAAGUCUAGCUUCUGUACUCGAGGCAGCAGCACCACAUCCCAUAUGGGCGGAGAGAGCUGCGAAGAGGAAGGAGGAGCAGAGCAGAGCGCCUGCACAUACCAAAAAGGAAGAGUGCAAGGACUUCUAUAUCCAGAGUCCGGUCGUCGUUUGUUCAUCGAUGGCAUUCUCCAAGCCAGCCAAGAACAUUACUCCUCCAGCUGCUAUCACAGCCAUUUCAAAGGCUCCAAUUACUGGGUUCAAGUCCGCACCUCGCAAGAGCGCAAGUGUCGAGCCUAUCGUGGAAGAUUGGACUACUGUCAAGUCUAAGAGCAAGAGAAGGAGGCAAACUUACAUGGAAGCCCGAAAAUCAGAAACCCAACUAGUUUCUGACACUUUAAUGUCUUUACCUCCUACCCACAUCUCAAUCCCCGCACCACAAGAGACAAUCACCGCAACCAAAGAAGAUGGCCUAGAUUCCGCCGAAGAAGCAGAACAGAAGGAGAAGUCCCCAGGCGCGUCGGACAUUCCUGCAGGAAAUAGUUCUAGAACGAGCUUGAUGGAUUGGGCCGAGGAUUCAAUUGAGGAAGCAGCAACUCAAGCUUCCAAGCAGAAGGGGGACAAUGAAACUCAAUAUUUCCCUGACUUCGACGAAACCGUGGCUCAGGGACUGCUGGUUGAAUGUCCCGCUGAUGGUGAGGACAAUGAGAUUGAUUUGGAGGAGGAUCUACAGGCUAAGGAGCCUGACUCUUUCGACUCGGAGAUCGCUCCGGAAAGUCCCAGCCAGGAUGGGGACAAUGAGACUGUAAGGCCUGCUGAAGACGGACUCCCUUCUCUGGAGGGUGAAUUGCUUGAUGUUCCCGUCACCGAGGGACAUAAUGGUGGCAUAGUCGAUGAGAAUGUCCCCACCAGUCAAGGAGAAGAAGAUGGAGGAGAAGGAGAAGGAGAAGGAGUAGAAGAAGAAAAAAUUCCUGCUUCUUUGUCAGCCUCUAUUUCAGCCGAACAAAACGUCUCGGCUGCGGAAGACUUUGCAGCAAAGUCCCAAGAGACCGAGGACAUUGGGGUCCAAACUCCGAAUGCUAUCUGCACUGGCUUUGUGGAGGACGUAUGGACAGUUGUCGCGCCUCGAAAAUCUCGAAAGUCCACGAAGAAUUUGGACAUUUCAACUAUUGUCGAGGUCCAAGCUGAGGUGGAUGCUCCUGCUCCCUUGCUUCCUAUCAAGAGUCAAAAGAAGAAGAAGAGGAGGAGUGCCAAGAAAGCCAAAAAGAGCACAGUAGAGAUAUCGGCUGCCCCCGGAGCUGAUGUCCACACUGCGGAUGGCACUCCUAGUGAGGUCGAGAGGAAGGACAGCGAGGAGAGGAGAGCAGCCGCUGCUGUUGUCCAUCAAGAGAGCCAAAGGUUUAGCACUAUUUUGGUCUGCAUUGUCAUGUUCCUGGUUUUUUUGCUUUGUAUUGCAAGAUACCAUUAUCGCUGA